Dioszegia hungarica is the source of this 849-nucleotide messenger RNA. Its product is annotated as kinase-like domain-containing protein. The transcript has 12 exons. Gene Ontology annotation, cellular component: chromosome passenger complex; spindle pole centrosome; spindle midzone. NCBI's taxonomy places the organism in Eukaryota, Fungi, Basidiomycota, Tremellomycetes, Tremellales, Bulleribasidiaceae. Bases 1 to 849 code for a protein of 282 amino acids. Gene Ontology annotation, biological process: regulation of cytokinesis; mitotic spindle organization; protein phosphorylation. Gene Ontology annotation, molecular function: protein kinase activity; ATP binding. The record is from RefSeq and is a predicted model, not a curated record.
AUGGACGAAUCCGACACCAGCCGCGCAGAAAGUCCUAGGGAGCAGAGGUGGUCGCUCCGAGACUUCGAUAUCGGUAAACCCCUUGGCAAAGGCCACUUUGGCAAAGUAUACCUCGCCCGCCUCAAAUCACCUACAAACCCCUUCGUCCUCGUACUCAAAUGUUUACCGAAAGAUGCGGUCCUGAAGGAGGGCGUGACGAUACAGGUGAGGAGGGAGAUAGAGAUAAUGCAGAGCUUGCGGCACCCGAACAUCAUACAGCUGUAUGGUUGGUUCCACGAUGAUACUCGUAUCUUCCUCAUGCUCGAGCUCGCAGGUCAAGGCGAGGUCUACAAGCACCUGCGGAAAGCGGGCAAGUUCUCGGAACGGAGAAGCAGUUCAUAUAUACGUCAAGUAGCAGAUGGGCUAGCAUACCUGCACGCGAAGGACAUCAUUCAUAGGGAUAUCAAGCCCGAGAAUCUACUUCUAGGGAGCGAGGGGCAGAUAAAGAUCGCCGAUUUCGGCUGGUCGGUCCGCAUGGAAGCAGACAGUCAGAGGACUUUAGCUGGGACAUUGAGCUACGUAGCUCCAGAGAUGAUCAUGGGCCAGCCGUACGGGAAGGGUAUCGAUAUCUGGGCUCUAGGUGUUCUCACUUAUGAAUUUAUCACUGGAGAAGAGCCAUUCGGGACCGAUACUUCCAGCGGGACAAGAUUCACCCAAGCGAGAAUAUGCCGUGUGGAUCUGCGCAUACCCGAGUAUGUCUCUGCGGAAGCGAGAGACCUCAUUCACAAACUACUCCAGCUCGUCCCCUCGGAACGGCUUCCUCUGGCGAUGAUACCGGACCAGCCAUGGAUCGCUCAACACCACCAAUGA